Messenger RNA from Ylistrum balloti, 3443 nucleotides. Its product is annotated as nitric oxide-associated protein 1-like. NCBI's taxonomy places the organism in Eukaryota, Metazoa, Mollusca, Bivalvia, Pectinida, Pectinidae. Gene Ontology annotation, molecular function: GTP binding. The coding region runs from base 129 to 2237 and encodes 702 amino acids. The record is from RefSeq and is a predicted model, not a curated record. The transcript has 8 exons.
GAAAAAACGUGAGAGAACGAGUGUAACAUGCGAAAUGCUGUGGCCAGUGUAAACACAUACAAGGUGUAGGGAGCAUAGGGUACAACUAAACAUAUGUAUCAGGUCAAUGUCAUAUAAUUAAAACUAAUAUGAUCAUGCUCCGGAUAACUUGUUUGAGAUGCUUGGAUGUAAAACAUAUCCGCUUCACAUGCUUGACCAUGCACUCGUCAAGCAAUUGGCAAAAAUCAUGCGUUCAUACAUCGGUCAGUAACUAUAAAACUAUCAAAGAAAUGAGAGAGCUAAAACGUAAUAAAGGCGUUGUGAAGCCUGUCUUUGAAAUAGACCAUGUGCCAUCCUCUGUGAGAGCUGUUCUAGAAAAUAGGAAGUUGGAAAAUUCUGAGGUGAAAGUAGAUGAUGGAAAAAAAGAGGAAAUGACAUUACAGAGACUAAAAUCUAACCUCCGGUCUAUUCAAUGGGACACGAAUGCUCUCAUUAAAAAAGCAAAUGAAUCUGCAAAGCAUGAUGAUCACCAAAUGUUUAAAAAUAACGAAAAUCUUGAUGGAUUCACAGAAACUAUUGACCUCGAUUUAGAUCGACAUGCAGCUAAACGCAGAAGGAAAAGCAGACACUCAGAGUCACGGACACAACCAGACCCCAGCAUACCAAUAUCUGAUAUUCCUUGUAAAGGAUGCGGUGCCAAUUUGCACUGUCAGCAAUCUUCAUUAGCAGGCUACAUAUGCAGCACAAAGAUCAAAUCAUCUACUAUUGAAGAGCUCAAUGAUACUUUAUGUGAGAGGUGUUAUUUGUUGAGGAGACGGAAGCUGACUCUGAAAGUUGAACUUGAUGAGGAUCAGUUUCCAAAGCUAUUUGAAAAAAUACGGUCAGAGAGGUGUCUAGUUCUGCUAGUACUAGAUUUACUUGACAUACGCAAUAGUAUUCCUAAAAACAUAGUAGAUCUAAUCGGACCUAAAAAAGAUUUAUACAUCCUAGGUAGUAAAGUUGAUAUGAUUCCAAAAGAUGGAAAUGGCUUCCUGGAGAGGAUAGAAUCAGGGCUUCUUGGUGCCUGUAUGGAAGCAGGCAUAGAUGUACAUGGAAGUCAUGUUCGUCAUAUUGGUCUAAUCAGCAGUGUUACUGGUUAUGGCAUCGAAAAUCUUAUCACAAAACUAAUGACUGAUUGGGAAGUUAAAGGAAAUGUUUAUUUGGUUGGUCAUAUGAAUGCAGGAAAAUCAACGUUGUUCAAUGCGCUGUUACGGUCUGAUUACUGUAAAUUUUCUGCCCGGAGUGGAAUUCCAAGAGCCACUGUAGCUGAUUGGCCAGGAACAACAGCAAAUAUUCUCAAAUUUCCCAUUACCCGCCCAAUGGGAUGGAAGCUGGCCAAGCGUGCUGAACGGUUCGGUAAACACAGAAGUGUAUAUCAAAAGGAACUUGAGCUAAGGCGUUCAAAGGCCAAGGAAGGCAACUGGAAGUACGCUUCACUGGCAGAUAUGGUGGCCACUACAGAUUUCCGAGAGGAUAGGGAUAUAGAGGAAGCUUAUAGAGAGCUAGACCAGUAUAAAGGCCAUGAUUCUGCUAUGUAUGAGUACUCCAAGAAUAAAAUACUUGUCAAGAAAAAAGAUCUACCUGUCAAGGAAAAGACGCAGUUUGACAUUAAGAAGUAUGAAAGAUCUACAUGGCUGUGUGAUACCCCAGGAAUCAAAAAUACAGAGUCGUUGCUGACAUAUCUACAGCCAGAUGAACUCAGUGUCAUCAUUCCUGCCAAUAUAAUGAUGCCACGUCCCUUCCUUCUCAAACCCGGAGAAGUUAUAUUUGUGACAGGGUUGGGGAGAGUCGACUACCUUGAGGGAAAUUCUCCUGUGUUGAUCACAACAUUUGUGAACUCCAGGCUGCCAGUGAUUGACUGUACAUUAGCUGAAGCAGACAAAAUAUAUCAGGAAAAUAUCGGCAAAGACAUGUUCAUGGUGCCAAUUGGUGACCAGAAUCGUCUAAAUGAAAUACCAGCUUUGGUUGGUAAAGAAUUCACAGUUCAGAGAAGUGAUUACAUGACAGCAGCCGCAGACAUACAGAUGUCAUCUCUUGGUUGGAUAUCAGUGACUGUACUAUUCGGUAAUGAGGGUGAUGAAGCUAAAGUGAAAGUUUACACUCCAGGAGGAAAAGGACUUUAUAUACGUUGUCCUUCCCUGCUUCCUAACACCCACACAUUCAAGGGGACCCGGAUCAACCAUACCCGGAGAUAUCGGAGGCGCAAACCACUUGUGUGAUACUGUAUACAAGUGUUGUAAGACUUUAUCACUGUCCUUCAGAAAGAUAUAGUUGAAAGGUGUUAUGCAAAAUGGCAUCAGUAGUGUGAAAUCUACUGAACUUGAUGCUGUCUAAGUUACAUUUUGUUGUGGAGAUGUAUGGAACAGUUACCCUGUUAUAUAGCAGAAUGUGAGCCCAUCCGUGUCUUUAAGUCUAAAGGUUAUUUCCAUCCAGUAUCAAUCUGUAUCAUUGUGCUGACCUAUAAGGACUCUACAAAGUAGAUUGUAUACAACUCUUGACGUUCAUGAUGAUGAAAUGAUUUGACCUAAACAAUCUCCACAAGACCAAUUCAGGCACUAAGUGAUUAUGAACAACAUAACAACUUCAUACUUUAUUAUCUUCAACAUCUCCUCCAAAUAAAUUUUCUUUUUUACUUUCCAGAAGAAUGACUCACAAUGUUCAGAACAUUAAAAUCAUUCUGAUAUACAAGUAUACAUCACUAGUAUGAUACGCUAUGAUAGGACAUUGGAGUUACCUCCCCUUACCUGAAAGCCAUUAAGUUAACAAAAGAAAAUUCUUUCUUUUUUUUAAAUGAAUGCAGUUACUGGUCUGAUUUUAUGUAAUGUAUUGCUUUUUAUUUUGAGUUGAACUUGAGAUUGUACCUUGAAACUGAUCAUGCAGUUUAUGAAAAUUUAAGUAGAAGCCAACAACUAUUGUGUAAUUUUUCAUUUUCGUAGGGUUUUCAAUUUCAUUUUUAAUAUGAAUAUGCUUUUUCAUUCUAUUUUGUGGAUAAAUCUAGAGCUUGAAAUCCACUAGUAAUAUAAUCUCAUUUUUUUUUUGUUGACAUAGAAAAUUAUCGAUUAAGUUUACCCACAAUUUUAACAAAACCCAAUGAAAAUGAUUGAUUUUACAAUAAUCAUUUAAAAAAGUUAAUCAAACGGAGUCUAACUAUUGGUGUGAAUUCUUCAAACAGAGCUGUAGGUUUUAUAAUGAAAGUUUAUUUAACUUCAUGGAUUUAAGUCAUUCCUGUAUAUGAUCAUGAUAAGAAUCAUAUACAUGUAUUUGGUAUUGAGGAUAUCUGAAUUGUUACAUGUAUAUUUACUGUUGAGAAAUAUAAAUUCAUGCUGUGAUUUUAGUAAAGACAUGUUCAUUUACUAUUUAAUGUCAAACUUUAUGACAAGAAAGAAACUGUAUGAGAACUUACUGCAUUGAAAUAAAAUGGAGUA